AUCUUUUCAUUUUCCUUCCCAGAGUACCAUUUUGCAAGAAAAGAGGAGGGUCUCCCUCACAGAAUAAAAUAAAAUAGAAGAGGGUCUGAUACAAAUAUCAAUUCCUUAUUUCUAGUCCAAACUAUAGUCUCACUCUUUUCUCUCAAAUUAUCAUCAAAAUCACACUCAAAAAUCAAAAUGUCCGAAUCGCCACCAUCAACACCACCACAAACACAGCCACAAACACAACCACAACCAUCAACACCUCCACAACAACUCAAACAAUCGCAAGAAUCCGACACUCAAAACCCUAACCCUAAUCCUAACUGUACCUCCAUUUCUGAAGACCCACCUCAAAAUCCUGCACCUUCAACCACAGAAACUCUAAACCCACCUCCCGAAAACCCAAUUGAUCAACAAAUUCAAGCCGAACAUGAAAAACCCCAAAUUAUAGUUGAAGAUCACGAACAACAGGACAACCCAUAUCCGGAAACCGAAAAUCCUGAAUCAGAAGGUAUGACCGUCUCUUUCUCUCCUCUCUCUCAUAAUACUAUUGCGCACGAAAUUAAGGGUAACAACAACCCUCCUUCUUCUUCGGUGCGUCGUACAUCAAAGCGUAAGAAGGUUGGAAAAAGUCAUGUUAGUAAGGUUGCUUUUGAGAGAAAAAUGCAGCAAUUGUCUCAAGGUUUUAAUCCUAUUGCUUUUGUUCCUGGGAAAGUCCUCGAUUUUUCGCGGUACGAAGAUUUGUUGAAGAAGUUGGGUUUGUGGGAUUUUGCUAAUGUUGAAUUUGAUAGGAAUAUUAGGGUUGAUUUGAUUGGAAAGCUCAUUGUGAAUUACAUGCCGAAAGUUCGACGUAGUAGUGUCGAUGAUGUUAAAAUUAGUGUUAGUCGGGCUGAUUUGGCGAGGGCAUUGAAGUUACCCUUGCCAAAAAAAAUUGAAUGCGAUGUCGAGAGUUUUCCUGCUGAUUUUUUGUGUUUCCUUGAGGAGUUUGUGUCGAAUUGGAUGUUGUUGCAUGAGGAUAUUUGGUGUACGCCGACUGAGAUUGUGAACUGGAUGAAAUUGAUACGAGAGGGGAAUCCUCCGAAGGUUGAUUGGGCUGGGCUGGUUUGGUUUAUGGUGGAGAAGGAGUUGGCGCAACGAGCUAGCUUGAAGGACUGUUAUUACGCCUCGCAUUUGCAGCAGUUGAUCAAGGUGCAGAAGGAGGAGCUGUUUAGGGAAAUUCCAAACGUGGAUUUGGAGAAGUCGAUUGUGGAAGUGGAGAUGUCGAAGGAGGCUGUUGCUGUGGAAGAUGAUGAAGAUGACAGUGAUGUGAAAAUGAUGGAUUUUGAGGAAUCGGGUAAUGCUAGACAGAAGGUAGAGGAGCAAAAUGUUGAACUGAGGCUUGGCCAAGAGUGUUAUGCUCAGGUUGAAAAUGCUGGCGACGCUGAUAAAGUGGAAAAGGAUAGUGAUUGUCAUGUGGAUGAAUUGAAGGAGGUUGAGGAUGUUGAUAAAGAGGAAGGAGUGGAUGAUAUUCAGAAUUCUGUGAGUAUUGAUGAGGUUGACAAUGUGGAAAAUACUGAGAGUGCUGAACAUGGUUAUAAUGCUGAAAGUCCCAUGGAGGAGAAUAAGGAUUUGCAAAUGAUGGAUUUUAGGGAUUACAAGGUGGAGGAACAAGGCCAGGAGCAGUGGCUUUUGGAUGGUAAAGUUGGAGGGCAGCACUUUAUUCAGCGUUGUAGUAUGGCUGAGGUGACGGUUUCUGAGGACAGAAGACUUGAGGGUAUUGGUGAUGAUGUUGAACAUGAAGAUAUUGAAAACAUUGAAGAUAGCGGACACGUAGAAGGGUUUAAAAUCCUGCCAAAAGGUCCCUUAGAUGGUAUGGCUUCUGCAAAUCUCAUGCAAGCUUUUGAAACAGGGCAGCUGCCUUAUUCAUCUAAUGAAUUCGGGGGCCAGUCUUCUUUGGAGCUCAUGUCAUCCAGACCUGAGAACAAUAUGAUAUUGGGUGGACCUUCCAUGUUUAAUCAUACUGUAAAAAGAGAAAUCGACCAUGAGCAGGACAUUUCUCAUCAUGGACUGAAUGAUAAUCAUAAGAGGAUGCGAGUUGAUGGCAGUUGGGAUAAUAAAUCUUCUCAAUUUGAUAUCUGCAUAGAGCAAAUACAACACUGGAAUGAGAAAGCGAAGAUUUGCCAUAUGGCUGCCAUGGAUGAUACUUAUCAACAAGCACGUAUGAGUCAACACAUAUUCCAGCAGCAGUUGGCAGUAAAGGAUAAUGAGAUUGAGCAGCUGACAUACAAGCUUCAUGAUCUACAGAGUAAACAAGUUGAAAUCGAUCGUCUUGAUAGGGAGCUUUAUCUGAUGAGCAGUGUAAUAGAUGGUUACAGAAAGGCUUUAAAACAAAGCCAGAGGACAUUUGCUGAUUAUCGAAAGCGCUGUCAAGUACCCGAUGAACCAAUAUAUAGAGAUGCUGGUCUUGGUGGUGUUGUGAAAAGCGUUAUGGAAUUGGAGAGAGAGCGGUUGAAGCAAGAGGAAGAAAACAAGAUGAUGCGCAAUUUUAUCGAGGAAGCAUUUAGGAAAACUCUGAAUGAUUGUGAAGCAAAAUGGGACGGCGAGGUCUUGGCAAAGGUUCAGUCUCAUCAUAGCAGGCUUGUGGCUGCUGUAAAGGAAAUGGGACUAUUCAAAGAUCAUCUUAUCAAGCAUACGACGACAGCAAAUGUUCAGAGUGAACCACAAUCUCCUGUGGAGGGAUGAUAACUUUGUUCCAUGAUGUAAAAAAGUAUUUGUCGUCUCUGUUGCUUCGACACCUUAAUGUACUUCAGGGUCGCGUGUCGGACGUGAAACGGGCAUUUGGAUACUUCAUCCCAAACCAAAAUCUUGACAUUUUUCUGCGGAAUGGCGGAGUCCGACACCCGGACACUUGAAUCCGAGUAGACACUUUAUCUGAUCUGAGUAACACUGUCACCUUGUUUGCUCUCAAGUCUCAGGGACGCAUCUACAGCUCCUCCUGGUUUAAAGCCCUGGCAAGCUAAACAAAUGUAAAGCUACCUGAUCCUUUUGCAGCCUCUACCUGACAGUAUCUUUCCAGCUUUCCCAAUUAUGUUGAAUUGGCUUUAUUUUAUUGUGAGAAUUUGAUUUCUAACUUCCUAUCUUUAGUCUAUUGAAGAGCAUUAAAAUAGUUUGUGGUUGUUUAUGUUGUGAUCUUGACAUUUAAACUAAGUGGCAAUAUUGCUGAUGCCACUUACAAAUUCUUCAGCUGGCUGUGGCGAAGCCUAUAACUGUCUCUUCUCCUGGUAUGUGGAAACAUAUGAUUUGACUGCUCGUUGCUUUGUGUAUCUUACUUGGCCAUUUAGGUGUAAUUACAAAGCAUCCUGCAAAUUUAGGGUAAGACUAACAUUAUUCAGAAAGGUAUAGUCAAGUUUUCCUUACAUUGCUAUCUCCCACGUCAGACUGUUGUUUUGCUAGUUUACUGUGCGGGUUUGUAAACUUGCACUCUGUUUGAACAUACUAUCUGAAUGGUGUUUUUUCCCCUGUAUAUUAUGAAUUUGUUUACCAGUUUGAGAUUUGGCUUUUGGGUCUGUGCUUUGGCUAGAGAUGACAUUAACCCUAUUUUGGAACCAUUACUUCUUUCAAACAUAUCCUUGUAUUCUGGAUGGGAUGAUGUUAAUACUACUGGGAUGUGGGUGCUUCAACUAACUUUCAUUUGGACGUGAUAGAAUCAUCUAUGUGACAAGGAGAAACCAGAGGAAAAUCUUUACAUUACUUUGUACAAAGAAUGCUUCUGACAUGAAGUAUUACAAUAUACCAGAAGAAAUCGUUCUCUUUUAACCUAUAAGUUGCUCAUUAUCGUUAACCCUGUUGUCGGGUGGUGGGGGCUGAGCAGUUGUAGGUGGUAAUGAUGAUGAUGAAGGUGGUGGAACGAUGCUUUCCGUCUUGUUGAGGUUCUGUUGGUAAUAUACUUGUCUCAACCUCUCGAUUUCUCGCUUCAUUGCUUCUUGAUGAGCUGCAAUUUAUUGGAGCAAAUAUAUAUCAGUAACAAUGCAAAGUUAGGAACUUUUAGUGGUCAAUUCCUUAAAAGAAAAAACACUUGAACUUACCAUCUUUGAAUAUUUUAUCUUGGGCAAGAGCUGCAAUUUUGGCUUUGAGAGUGCUGUUGUCCACGUUUAGAAUCAUGCGUUGGUGAUCUAAGAAUGCAACUCUUGGAGACAAUGCUGAUACCUCACUCUAUUAUGGCAGCAAAAAUAAGCCAAAUUUUGAAAAAGUUGAAAAGAAAGAAAGACCAAAAUUAGUACAGAUUUGUAAUUUUCGACUACUAAUAUAGAAAUUGCAGUAGAUGAAUGAGAAUGAGAGAAUGGGGGAAAAUACUAACUUGUAAAGCAGUAACACUGCGUUCAAGCUCGGAUAUAUAUUGUAGCUUCCUCACUCUUGAUCUUUGA
Messenger RNA from Beta vulgaris subsp. vulgaris (sugar beet), 4385 nucleotides. RefSeq lists its product as hypothetical. The record is from RefSeq and is a predicted model, not a curated record. NCBI's taxonomy places the organism in Eukaryota, Viridiplantae, Streptophyta, Magnoliopsida, Caryophyllales, Amaranthaceae. The transcript is spliced from 2 exons. Bases 178 to 2703 code for a protein of 841 amino acids.